AGGUGCGAGUAUUGGCUGUGGAGUUCAGACGGCUGUCAGGACCCAGACAGUCCACCAGAAAAACAGCAGAUCAGAGCUCUAUGAGGGGCCCUGACUGCUAACCAUGGAGCCAAAGCUCUGAGGGGCUGCCCUCAGAUGAAAUAUAGAAGCCAAAGAAAAACGGAUAAAUAAACGAGAAACGAAAAUCUAAAAAAAAAAGACACUAAACAAUGGUUGCAGAAGAAGUGAUCAUCACCCUGUCCGGUGGGGCACCAUGGGGGUUUCGUCUGCAGGGAGGAGUAGAGCAUCAGAAACCGCUCCAAGUGGCUAAGGUGCGUAAACGUAGCAAGGCAUGCCGGGCUGGGCUGCAGGAGGCAGAUGAGCUGGUGUCUAUCAAUGAACAGCCAUGUGGAUCCCUUUCCCAUGCCCAGGCCAUGAACCUCAUCGACAGCUCCCCUGGGAUAUUAAACAUUCGAGUCAAAAGGGCACCUGCUGCUUUUCAGUCUGUUGUUCUUGUCGCCCGUGCCCCAUCUCCACGGAUAGAUAAAGAGUAUCGUGCUGUUCUAAAAGCCAUGUCACCAACCCAACCCCAUCACGCGCCUGUCCGUGAGGUCCACCGUAGUCGCUCUUCAUUGACCAGUGGAUUGACUUCCCCACCUGGCAGUGAAGCUUAUUAUGGCGAGACUGACAGUGAUGCAGAUGUGGCUGGUUAUGAGAGGCAACGACGCCAGAAACGCAGAAGCCCCAGCAAUUCCAACUCUGGAAAACCAUCAGGAAGAACAUCUCCCGAAGGUGGGGAGACAUCAGAAAUGAGUGGCUAUGACAGUGCUCCAGAUGCACAGGUGUUUCCACGUUCAUUGGAAGGACGUGGAGGAAAUGGAGAUGAAGGAGGGAGUCUUCCAGGAGUUACAAGAAAAGAGGUGGUUUACAAACCACCAGGUCCAGGAAUGUGGUCCUCCCAGACAUCUACUGAAACUUCCUCCAUAAUUUCCUCAGCAGAUGACCAGGGGCCACGGGAUGGAGGACAAGAGGAAGAUAGUGGUUUUCUAGAACCACCCAAUGUGCCACUGGUGUCCCCUGAAAGGGCAAAGGAGGCUCUGAUGUUGGGGUCUCGCAGCCAACUUGUGCCCAUGGUGGGUCCUGUUAAUAACCCUAUUGAUGAGGAACUCACGACAACCUACAUGGAAAAGGCCAAGCAAGCUAAACUAAAUCGAGGGGACACAUUUCAGGACAAGCAAGUAAAGGAAGCCAAAAGCAAAUGUCGAACGAUUGCAUCUUUGCUGACAGAUGCUCCAAACCCUCACUCCAAGGGAGUGCUGAUGUUCAAGAAAAGAAGGCAGCGCUCAAAGAAAUACACCCUCACAAGCUUUGGGAGUGUGGAUGAGGACAGAUUUCAGGACUCACAAGAGGAUGAUGGGGUAUUUCCUGGCAGUGAAUCUGAGUUUGAUGAGGAGGGCUUCUCUGGAGCUCCAGACCCAACUUGGGAUAGUGACUACAUGGAUAAGCUGGAAAAGAGGGCAACGGCAGGUACAGAAGGUCGUGAGGUCGGAGCAGAAAAUGCUUUGAAUCAUGGUUUAAGUGACACUGUAGGAAAGGGUGCCCAGUUGUUUGAGCAGCAGAGAAAAAGGGUGGAUGAACUUGCAAAGAAAGGGGAGGCAGCACAUCCUCAUGAACUUCCAGAAUCCCAAGAGCAGGAGCAUUGUCAGAUGUAUCCAUUGCAUCUUGAAAUGCCUGCACAGGUGCAACCAACCCAAAGAGCUCAACAGUCACCAAUCAACCCUACACCCACACAGGCAAUUCAGUCUCAAACUCAAGCUCAAACGGUUGACUCACCCCAUGCAGUACCCCAUGGGGACCUACCCCACUCUACAGUGAGUGCAGUUAGCAUGGUGAUGAUACCCCCUCCUGUGGCACUCAAGGCAACCACAGCCUCAGUUACGGUCCUGAGAUCUGCACCCCCUUCUGAAACACCAGUAUCCGAACUGCCUGCAAGCAACGUUCUAAAUAGAACAGCACGUCCUUUUACCCCUGGCUUAAUUAGCAUUCGAGCUGCAACUGCUCCUGUAACAUUUCGACCAGCUGUUGCAAAAAAGGCACAGCGGCCUGCCUCAGCAGCUGUUAUGGCCCCACCAUUCUCAGCAGCCUCUGAACUAGUCCAUAAUGCAACACCUGUAACUUCACAGCUACCCCCUGGUCUGCCUCCUGUGGUGCCCCCACCAUACUCUUUUCCUAAAGCUUCCCUGCCUCUGACACCAGAAGCUCCUGUUACUGUUCACACUCCUGCUCUUUCUGCCCCAAUCGAAACAAUGCAGUCAUUGCCAAUAUUGACUGGUGUUCAUGAGGCUCCAUUUUCAACUAUGACCCCAAUGUCUGUGCCUUCAGCACCUAGACCCCAACAAACAGUAUCGGCACCUGUUCCUCCUUUAUACCAAAUGCCUGGCUCAGCUGAUCCAGUUGCCUCAGUGCCUAAACUUCAAGUACCAGUGGCUGCGCCACCCGGACACCAAAUUUCCAUGCCAUCUAUAACUCCAGUGUCAGUAGUCACACAGCCUGAAGCUGUUGCCCCAACCCCUAUUCCUGGUUCAAAAGGUCGCACAGGAAUCUUACUGGAAGCACGACGGCGUAGUGGCAAACCUAAACCUAUGUUCAAUGUCCCCGAUGUGAAAAAGAAAUCCCCAAAUCCUGAAUUGUUGUCAUUAGUGCAGAACCUAGAUGAAAGGUCCACCAGACACAAAUAUGGUCAAGCAACCACUGAGGAUGUCUAUGAAGGUGCAGAGGAGGAUAGGAGUGGUGAAGCUGGCACAGGAAGGGUGCCACCCCCAGUUGCACCUAAACCCCGGGUCAUUCAUGAGACCCCACAGAUUCUUCAAGCAGGGGGCAAGGGGGCUCAAUUGUUUGCCAAAAGACAGAGCCGCAUGGGAAUGUAUGUAGUUGACACACAACCCGAGAUCCCUUAUCAGCAAGAUGUGGCCAUGCACAAUGCAGCUCAACAGUUUGACUCCUCUGUCAAUUCUUCCUAUCCCUCUCAGUGGAAAUACUCCCCAAAUGUCCGUGCACCACCACCUAUUGGAUACAACCCACUGUUAGCCCCCUCUCUUCCCACAGGGCCUCAGAAGGACACCGCCAUCCCAGACAAUAAGACUAGUGGAGGCUCCCAAAAGGAAGGCAUCAAGGCUGUAGAUUUCAUGAAAAGACAGCCUUAUCAACUCAACUCUGCCAUGUUUCAGUAUGGAGGCAGUGUCACAAAUCUAUCAGCCAUGCCCUCAUACCAGGCCCAGCAGAAUAACUACACAACAAUGAUGGUGGGCAGCUCACUGACCUCACCUCGACAAAUACCCCUCAAAACAGCUCGUGUGUAUGAAAUCAAGCGUUUCUCUACACCCACACCAAUGUCAGCUCCAUCGCUUGCGCCUAAAGUUAUUGCACCUCGCUCAGCUACUACUCUUGGAGAACGUUUGACUCGUUCAGGCAUGAUCUCACCACUUCCUGCUCCCUUUACACCAGCUUCAGCCCAACCUGAGUCAGUCAUUACAUCGAAACCAGUUUUAUCUUCCUCUCAACUGGUGCAGCUACCCAACCUGCCAAAAUUCUCAGGCACCUCUAUUCCAAACCCUGCACCCCCUUCAGCACCCACAUCUUACACUCCAGCAUCAUACACCAGAGGGCUGCAGACAGCCAAGCAGUUUCAGAGUGCACCGGAACUUAGCAUUCUUGCUUCUUUGCCCCCUCUGAAGGCCAACCCUGUUCAGGCCCCCAAACCUCAUUUUGUUGCCACUAGGGGUGGUGCCCAGCCCCAAGUCUGGAGACCAGGAGCAUUUUGAAAAGCAACACACCUAUGGGUUUAGUUGAAAAUUAACAUGAAAUCUAGUAGCAAAUAUUAUAAUUGUUUCCAUGUUUAAGGGAAACAAACUUAUCACUAUGAAAAAUUAAAAGAAAAGUUUUAGGGGGCAGGAUAAACAAAGACAUGACAUUUGAGCAUACUAAUUUGGGAAUUAUUUUGAUAUAUUGCUACAGAAACAAAUACCUAGCUAUUGAAAAAAUUAAUUUCCUAUCAGAUUAUAAAAAAUGUUAUGUGAUGUGUUACCAUAUGAAACUUCAAUUGUUUUAUUGUGGAGUUAAUAAAAACACAUAACAUUAAUAAACACCUUCUUGUGUUCAAAAUUCUGACAUUUGACAUUUACCUUUGCUGCUAACACAUUUAGCUCAAUGCCAGUGGGGUAUAGGCAUGGUUAGGGUUAGGCCUUUGGAGGCUUAAACUUCUCAUUUAGAGGAAAACAGUCUGAACCUCACUAUAACCUGAGAAAAAUGCUAUCUCUUUUGCACAGGUCACACUAAGUAAGCACAAUUGAGGCAAUACUUGUCACUAGACUUAUUUAGAUGCCAUUCAUGCACAUUACACUCUAGUUUGUCAGCGUGAUUGCUUGCAGAUAGGUGUACAUUAUUACAUUUUAUUAAACAAAUACUACAUAUAAAAGGAGGUGUAUUUUAUUUUUAUUCUAUCUUAAAGGAAUUAAUGGAAAGUUGAAACAUUUAGGUUUUGUAAAGGGGCCUUAAGGAAUGAGAACGGCUGUGACGAGAGGAUAAUAUAUGUAAUGAAGCCUCAGGUAGAUCAUUGCCCAUUUCACUGAUAUGGACAUGGUCAAGUCUUAUCAAAUUAAGGCAUCUGAUUUAUUACAUUACAGCCUAUGGAUGUAAACAGAGUGGCCAAGGAAGUAUGACCAGGAAAAUUUGUGGUAAUGCUCAAGAUGCUGAUGGGAAAAAGUUUUAUUGGCAUCUUCUUCCGCAAUAGUUGCAACAAAAAGCUGAAAUGUAAUGGUAAUGUACCUUGAAACUGGUGUUUUGAUGGAAACAAGUAAGGGAUAACUAAAAUGAUGGUGUUGUUUAAUUCUUUUUUUUUUUUUUACCUUUAUGUUAAAAUAUAAUUCUUAAUAAAAGCUAGCAUUCAUUAUAAAAUAAAGAAACUCCUAAAAAGUGCAUGUAGUUAUGUUGAGGUGUAAAAUAUGUCAUCCAAGCAUCUGGAGAGUUAGAUUAAAUGCUAAGUUUGAAACUGUUUGUUAUUAUUGCUGAGUGGAAGUUUAUACUAAGAGGGAAAAACAAAUAUUUUGGAGAAAUAAAACUAGAUUUGAAAGCA
Messenger RNA from Girardinichthys multiradiatus, 5110 nucleotides. RefSeq names its product synaptopodin 2-like a (gene synpo2la). Gene Ontology annotation, molecular function: actin binding. Gene Ontology annotation, cellular component: Z disc; actin cytoskeleton; nucleus. NCBI's taxonomy places the organism in Eukaryota, Metazoa, Chordata, Actinopteri, Cyprinodontiformes, Goodeidae. Gene Ontology annotation, biological process: positive regulation of actin filament bundle assembly. The record is from RefSeq and is a predicted model, not a curated record. The coding region runs from base 210 to 3800 and encodes 1196 amino acids. The transcript has 4 exons.